UCUCCCGUAUUCUCCCACACCCAACAUCAAUGCGUAUCUCCCAAAGAUUUCGCCAAAGAGACAAAUUUCACUGCCAAUUUUCCUCUCAAUAAAUUUAUUUCCAUUCAAUUUAAUUCGUUUAUUCUCUUGCAAAACAUAGAUUUUGACGGAAAACGAAGGGAUUCUUUCUUAGGUUCUUCAAGAAUUACCGGAUUUUUCUGCCAACUUUUCUCAGUCUCACAAUUGUAAGAACCGCUGAAUUUACAUUGCCCAAAAAGGAAAAAGAAAGAGAGCAACUCUGUAGAAUUUCUACCCUUCUUUUCUGUUUUUUAUAAAUCCCACUUUUGGGCUUGUAAUUUGGUUUGCAUUUCAAGAAUCAGGAUCGUUUCAAGCCAAAAUCUAUGUAGCUUCAAAACCCAGAUUGAAAUUCGGCAGAACUGUGGUUAACAGGAGGUGUUCGUCGUACCUUUUGAUCACGACUGGUAUUUCCUUUUUGGGUCAGCAAGAAAAAGAGAAUCUGAAGCUCCAAAUAUGGCGAGGAGAUCGAACGAUGGGGCCGCUGUAAUGCUGACGCCGGGGACCAGCGAGAGGAUCAAUGCGUUGUUUUCUCUACGUGUGUGGAGGAGUUUAUGGCUGUUAAUCAACGCAUGUUUCUUGAUUUUGCUGCUCCCGUUUCGCGGGAGGCGGAGAAGCGUGGUGGCGUCGGAGUUGGCGGAGAAAGGUGGUGGUGGGAAAGAAGAGAAGCCCUCGGCAGCACCUGCGAAGGUGGUGAGAGUUCCAGCGGCCAUGGCGCCGAGGAAGAGCGCGGUGGACAAGGAGGUGGCGGCGCGGCGGGCCUUGGCAGUGAAGAGGGUGGUGGAGGAUAAUGAUGGAGGAGAUAAUAACAAUACAGUGAGGGAGUUUUCUCUUUUUGUUUCUUCCAGAGGUGAUUCCAUUUUUACGCAAUCAUGGACCCCUGUUAAAGUUAAAGUCAGGGGAGUGGUUGUUCUCUUGCAUGGCCUGAAUGAACACAGCGGGAGAUAUAAUGAUUUCGCCAAGAAACUGAAUGCAAAUGGCAUCAAGGUUUAUGGAAUGGAUUGGAUCGGACAUGGUGGAAGUGAUGGGCUGCAUGCAUAUGUUCAUUCUCUUGAUUAUGCUGUUAACGACAUGAAAAUGUUUCUCGGCAAGGUUUUAGCUGAAAAUCCAGGAGUUCCCUGCUUUUGUUUCGGACAUUCAACUGGUGGAGCUAUAGUCUUGAAGGCAGCUCUUGAUCCAAAAGUGCGGCAAAGUGUAGCUGGAGUGGUGUUGACUUCACCUGCCGUUGGAGUUCAGCCAUCCCAUCCAAUUUUUGCUGUGCUCGCCCCAGUUUUCUCCUUCUUGUUGCCGAGAUUCCAAGUAAGCGCCGCAAACAAAAGGGGGUCUGUCGUCUCAAGAGAUCCAGAGGCACUGGUGGCGAAGUAUUCAGACCCAUUAGUGUUUACCGGAUCCAUAAGGGUAAGAACAGGCUACGAAAUUCUUCGAAUCACCACCUACUUGCAGCAGAACUUGACCCGGUUGACAACACCGUUUCUGGUCCUCCAUGGCACGGCUGAUUCCGUCACCGACCCCGAAGCCUCCCAGAAGCUCCACGAGGAGGCUUCCUCGACCGACAAGACGAUCAAGCUAUAUGAAGGACUGUUGCAUGAUCUGCUCUUUGAACCUGAAAAGGAAGAAGUCAUGGACAAUAUCAUUGCAUGGUUGAUCAGCAGACUGUGAAGGUUCAUAGAGGGUUUAAGUAGGCAAUGGAUCAGUUUGUCUUGAAAAUAAGAUGGUGCUUAUUUAAUUUGGGACAUGAUGCAGUUCAUGAAAAACUUGAGAUCAUCAAACUUUGUGGUAUGUGUAUGUUUUGGUUGCCGUUGGAUUUUUCUGCCACAUCUUCUACUCCAUUCAACAUAUACACACACCAUGUAUAUAAAAUAUUUUCCUAUAUAAAUACAUGAUGUUAUCUUUAUACACAUAGUGUGUGUAUGUUUAACGGAGUAGAAGAUGAGAUAGAGUUUGCAAUAGAAAAUCCGGUCCGAUUUUGGUUGGUGUAGGCAUUUUCAUCCAAUGUAUUUGUACCCACAUA
Molecule: messenger RNA, 2065 nt
Organism: Sesamum indicum (sesame)
Lineage: Eukaryota; Viridiplantae; Streptophyta; Magnoliopsida; Lamiales; Pedaliaceae
Source: RefSeq, a predicted model, not a curated record